Molecule: messenger RNA, 4183 nt
Organism: Cryptotermes secundus
Lineage: Eukaryota; Metazoa; Arthropoda; Insecta; Blattodea; Kalotermitidae
Gene: CYLD
Product: ubiquitin carboxyl-terminal hydrolase CYLD
Exons: 15
Coding region: 415-3819 (1134 amino acids)
Biological process (GO): protein K63-linked deubiquitination
Cellular component (GO): cytosol
Molecular function (GO): K63-linked deubiquitinase activity; cysteine-type deubiquitinase activity
Source: RefSeq, a predicted model, not a curated record
UUGGACAGAGGUUGGCAACAGGACGAAAGUGCGGUGAAGUUCACAGUUUAUAACAAUUGCAACGUUAGUAUAUCAAAGAAUGUGAAUAUGAAUUGUACUGCAUGCUGUUUUUGUAUGCAACAACUGUAUUAACCCGAAUAGGGUGUGCAUAUGUUAGAACUAAAUGUCAAAGUGGUACACACGGUCCCUCCCUUUCGUAUAUUUUUCAGUGUUUCUACGGUUAUUACUGAGAAGUAUUUUGUAUCACUGACAGGACGGAUAUAAUAUUCAGCGACAGCCGUCAAUGACUGCUUUACAUUCAAGAUAAAUGGUGGUUUUUACUGUAUUUACAUGUGAUGUCUUGGCCAUAUGUGAUUUGGAAAGGGAAGGGCUGUGAGAAGUAUGAGAGCUGUAGACUUUCAUGAAUAGUAAAUAAUGACUGGGGUAGGAAAUUUCUGCAAGAAUAAGGCGAAAACUGACAACUGUUUUUGUGUGGCAAAGGAAAACAUUGUCGCUGAAAGGCAGGCUUUUAAUAUAAAUGUAAAUUUAAAGAGUACUAGGGUAAUUCGACUUGGGUCACUUGUAAAAGUAAUAUCCACAAAAUAUGGUGGUGACAGAGUGGCAGUACGGCUCAUUGAUGAAAGAGGUUUGGUUGAAGGGUCAGAAGAUGUGUGGGUAUGUUCCAAGUUCCAUUUACUACCUGUGGAUCCUGUUAUGUUGCCUUCACUCACAGCUGUCUUUGAACCCUCCCAUCGAGUUGCACUAGUGCAAAAUGGACAAAUUUUUCGUGAAUUGGCAGCAGUAGAAGUUGGGGAAAAAGUUAUGCUCCUUCCUGAAACUCAGGAUUCAAGAUCGGGGCAAGAGCUGGCUGUGGUCAAGUACAAGGGUCCAGUUCCAGAGAUGGGGCCUGGUACCUAUUAUGGUCUUGAAAUUUUGGUUUCCAGCACACAAGGUAAAAAUGAUGGAAGCACUUUUGGCAGGCGAUUCUUUCAAUGCCCCAGCAAUGCUGGUGUUUUUGUUGCCUUGAACAGACUCGGGCCCUACAGGGAUCCAAAGGCCCUGAACCUUGGCCAGUCCAUAGUGAGUGGUGGUGGAAAUUGUUCUGAAGUUGUAGGCAUUCCAUCAGGCUCAUCCAUGCCAUCCAAUGAGAGAAGGGUGCAUCAGAAUGGAGGGAAUCAUGAUGCGGGAAACUUUAGAACAACCCUUGUACUUCGUCUGAAGGAGAAGGAAAGUAUUCCUAGGAACAGUCAGCCCAUCAAGCUUGAGAAAACUGAGAAACUGAUUGAUCUGGAACUUGCUGGUGAAAAUGGUGACUGUGGUAACGUGCCACUCAAAGUGGGUGAUCGUGUUGUGAGGAUCUUAGACACUAAACCAGAACAAGGCAUUGUUCGCUGGGUUGGCCAUUUAGAUGGGCAUACAUUGAAGAAUGACUUGAUGGCCGGAGUUGAAUUUGAAAAACCCAUUGGAGAUAGUUCUGGUAUGUACAAGAAACAACAGUUGUUCCAGGCUAAGAAGAAUCAUGGACAGUUCAUACCUGUAAUAAGUCUUGUAAAAGCAGAAGAUUUCUUUGGGUCACCUGCUGCAGAGAUUGUCAGAAAGAAAGUGAAAAACAUGAAGCUGAUUGAAAACUGUAACAGUUCGAAACCCAGUCAUCAUAGCAACUUACCCACAAGUUCACAGAAAUCAGAUGCCCUUCUAAAAACUCAGCGUUCAGAAUCAUUUCUGUGGAGCCCUCAUUUAGUGGAACUAGCUAAUAGUGCUACAAACAACUCUCAGAACAGAGAGGAUUUGAUACUUAAAGAGGGGGAUGACAACAUCUGUAAGUCAGAAUAUGUUUUUUCAGAAUCAAACCUUGAUCAAAGUUCAGUGACUUCAAAAAUUGAUCACGUUAAUAAACGUAACAUCAAAGAUUCCAAAAAUAAUAAUGUUGGGAAGAGAGCUGGAUACAAUCUGAGUGAAUACCCUAUAGGCGAGGCAAACCCUAGAGAUUAUUUCCUGACUGAAAACAUUCCUGGCAGUAGACAUACAUGUGAGGAUAGGACAGCCAGACCCACAGAAGGAAAGAUACGGCAUUCCUAUUCGCAGGAUCUGCAGUCACAUCACAGUCCUGAUGACUUUCUUAGUGAAUUAUGGCCACCAGUUAGUGAGAACAACCAGCACAAGAGUAGAAUUAAGGAUGAAAAGAAAUCCAAAACAUUUACAAGGAAACCAGACAGACUGAACAACAGUGCUGACCCUCACUUAGAGGUAGUUGGUGAAGGCAUCCAGAAAUUGUUGGCAGUUUCAGGCCAAGAAGUUGAGGAUCCUCUGCUGUCAGUAAGCCCAACUGGAAGUAUUGACUACUUUGAGACACCUGAUUCUCCUGAACCUGAACAGCCACAUGAUUUGGGAGUAGGAUCUGUAGUAGAGGUCACUGUAAGUGGGGAACCACGUUAUGGUGUGAUCCGCUGGAUUGGAAUUGUACCUGAAGACAAGAAAGCAAGGAAAGUUGCUGGAAUAGAGAUGGAAGAAGAGCACUGUGGUUACACAGAUGGCACUUUUAAUGGACGCAGAUAUUUUCAAUGUAAUCCAAGAAAGGCAAUGUUUGUUAGCCUUAAUAUGUGUCAGAAGGAUGGCAGAUUUCAGGAUGUCCAUCCAGUACUGAGUGACACAAAGAUAAAAGCAUUUGGUCAGGUGCAGUGUCCAGUGAUUCCUGGUGCAGUUCGACCCAUCAGCAGGGAAGGAGAUCUUGAAACUCUGUGUGGAAAGUAUCGAGGCAUCCAGGGUCACCAUAAUUCUUGUUAUUUAGAUGCUACUCUCUUUAGCAUGUUUACAUUUACAAGUGUGUUUGACAGUUUGCUUUUCCGGCCACAAACUGAAAAUGAUGUGCCUCAGUAUCAAGAAGUGCAGAGAGUUUUAAGGGAAGAGAUAGUGAAUCCUUUACGCCAGAAUUUGUAUGUGAGGGCAGACAGAGUGAUGAAGCUACGAACACUGCUUGAAAAUCUGAGUUCUGUCACAGGACUGACAAGUGAAGAGAAAGAUCCAGAAGAAUUUCUUACUUCGUUAAUAGCUCAAAUACUUAGAGCUGAGCCUUUCUUGAAACUGAGUUCGGGACAAGAAGCUUAUCACUAUCAGCUGUUUGUGGAAAAAGAUGAAGACCUUGUCCUUCCAUCAGUCCAGCAGCUGUUUGAGCAGAGCUUUCUGGCUAGUGACAUCAAACUGAAGGAAGUGCCUUCCUGUUUAAUUAUUCAGAUGCCCAGGUUUGGCAAGUCCUUCAAGAUGUACCCACGAAUCUUGCCUUCUCAGCUUCUAGAUGUCACAGACAUCAUUGAAGACUCUCCUCGGCAGUGCACAGUUUGUGGAAAGCUGGCUGAACUUGAAUGCAAGGAAUGCUUUGGUGAAUUAGGAGCUGGCCUGGAGAGUAUGGCAUUCUGUGCUAAGUGCCUAGAAAGAACUCAUAGCCAUCAGCGACGCACUAGCCAUGGAUUGCGUCCUCUCUGUGUGCCCAUUGAAUUCUCUAUACUGCAGGACCACUGUCCAGUUCCUCGGUUGUUUAUGGAAUUGUUUGCUGUGGUGUGCAUUGAAACUUCACAUUAUGUGGCCUUUGUCAAAUGUGGCAGUGGUUCUGAUGCACCUUGGUGUUUUUUUGAUUCCAUGGCUGACAGGAAAGGUGAGCAGAAUGGGUACAAUAUUCCUGAAAUGGUAUCAUGUCCAGACCUUCCAUAUUGGUUGUCUGAUGAAGGGGCCCGAUCUCUUCGUGAGAUGAAGGAUGAUCGCCAGUUACCUGAACAUGCGAAGCGUUUAUUGUGUGAUGCAUACAUGUGCAUGUACCAGAGCCCUGAUGUUAUGAUGUACAGAUAGGAAGGAAUUGUAACUUCUUGUGCAACCAUAUGCAUAGGGAUCAUGGAAAUAUGUCAGAGUGUUGCUUUUGGAAUGAUCCAAGACAUUGUCCAUUAUACCAGUGAAAAUUUUGCUUGCCACAUCAUGGAUUUCUAGCUUAUACUCUGAAAUAUCUGCUGUAUUUAAAUGCUGGUUAUAAUGUAUUUUGCAAAACAGUUUCAGUCAGGAAAGAUCAGUGAAUAAAUGAAAAUGGAAGUAGAUAGUGUCUAAUGAACAUACUACUCUUUAGCAGUGAUCAAAUUUCUAAGCAGUUUAUUUCAUUUAUAAGUUUAACCUCGUCGGAAGGUUGCGGGUUCAAUUUCCAAUGUCACUGGAUUUUUCAAGU